GCCGGAACGAGGCAAUCUUCUUUCUACACUGGUGUAGUGUACACUAAGGUACACUAGCCAACAUUGACCCUGACAUCCGGGCGAAAUCCUGCUCUUCUCCAGACUCACACACUCGGGCUUCGCAACUUUCCCUCGUUUACAGAGGUAUCUUUCGGCAGGCCCCAAACUUGUGCAACCGCCACGACUUGUUGAAAGACGGCCGGCCCACUUGUGCUAGUCAAUUCGCCAAACCGCCUUUUCCCAGCAUGGAGUCGUCAACACCCACUCACCAAGCCAGCAGCAGCGUAGCAGCGAGUUGGGGAGCCUUCCUGAAGUCGAUCGCAUCCUUCAACGGGGACCUUUCCAGCCUCACUGCGCCGCCGUUCAUCCUCUCUUCCACCAGCCUGACCGAGUUUAGCUCCUACUGGUGCGAGCAUCCUUCCAUCUUCGCCGCUCCUGCGAAGGAGCCCGACGCUGCCAAGAGAGCGCUCCUCGUGCUGAAGUGGUUCUUAACCACCCUGAAGCAGCAGUAUGCCAGUCGAAGCGAGCAAUACGGCAAUGAAAAGAAGCCGCUCAAUCCCUUUUUGGGCGAACUGUUCCUGGGAAAGUGGGAAGACGAUGCUGGAACCACCGAGCUGAUCAGUGAGCAGGUCAGCCAUCAUCCGCCAGCAACAGCGUACAACAUAACCAACGUCCGGAGCGGGGUUCGACUAGAGGGCUACAAUGCUCAGAAGGCGUCGUUUUCCAAGACAAUCAACAUCAAGCAGAUAGGGCAUGCGGUACUUACUGUUCCUGUGCCUUCCCUGGACAAUCCCGACACCUUCUUGAUUACCCUACCGUCUCUCCACAUCGAGGGUCUCAUUUUCGGGUCCCCCUUCAUCGAAUUGGAAGGCAGUUCGUACAUCACCUCGUCGGCCGGCUUCACCGCCAAGAUCGACUACAGCGGCAAGGGUUGGCUGUCUGGCAAGAAGAACUCGUUCACUGCGACUCUAUACCCCACCGGGAAGGAGAAGGACGUACUAUUCAACGUCUCGGGUCAGUGGACCAAGUCUUUCGAGAUCCACUCCGGUCCUGCGAAGUCCAACAGCAAAGAUAACCUCGUGGAAACCUGGGACCCGUCUGACAACCCCCCGAGUCCACUCAUUGUUGUCCCCCUGGAGAAGCAGCACCCUCUCGAGUCCAGGCGGGCCUGGGCAAAGGUUGCCGCCGCAAUCUCCAAGGGCGAUCUUGACACAGUUAGUCAAGAGAAAGGGAAGAUAGAGAAUGCCCAGCGCGAAAUGCGCGCAAGGGAGAAGGCCGAGGGACGCACUUGGCAGCGCCGCUACUUCACCGCUCGAAGCGACAAUCCCGACCCAAUCCUGAGGAGCCUGGGGCCAGUUGUAGGCCUGCCCGCAAACGGUGAUGCCGACAAGACAGGCGGUCUCUGGCGAUUUGACUCCGCAAAGGCCAUGGAAGCAUGCAAUCAGCCUCCACUGAGUGAGGCCGAGUCUGCACAGCUGGCAAAGGAGUUGCUGGGACAAUGAUGUGUCCCUUGGCACGGGCAAGCGGGUAAUCCGCUGCUUGUUGUAGACGAUGCCGAGGGUCCUGGUGCGAGUUGUCACUUGGCUGGCCGGUCACCGUGCUACUGUCCCUUAGACUAAUCUCCCUUAGCCGCUUAGUUGAGCAUGCCAUCACCUGCGAGAGGCAUACCUAUAUUUUGGUGCCUCCCUUUUUGGAGGUUGCGAAAAACAGUUGCCUCCUCGGCCGGGAAGCCUGUCGUGUCCGCCGUCAUCGUCAGGGUAUUUCAGAUCAUGCUAGGGGCG
Messenger RNA from Thermothielavioides terrestris NRRL 8126, 1781 nucleotides. RefSeq lists its product as uncharacterized. Gene Ontology annotation, biological process: endocytosis; maintenance of cell polarity; exocytosis. Lineage: Eukaryota; Fungi; Ascomycota; Sordariomycetes; Sordariales; Chaetomiaceae. The record is from RefSeq and is a predicted model, not a curated record. Gene Ontology annotation, molecular function: oxysterol binding. Gene Ontology annotation, cellular component: cytosol; membrane; intracellular membrane-bounded organelle. The transcript is spliced from 3 exons. Bases 246 to 1502 code for a protein of 418 amino acids.